UUAAGGUUGGUCGUCCGGAGCCGAAGCUGGGCAGUCGGACAUCUGUGGUUAGCAACGGAAGUUUAGACGCGGAAGACGGAUGCGCUUGUGAAGCCCGGAUCCGAACCUCAGACCGCAACAACGCAAGACUACAUCACCGCACGCAUCACUGCAAUAUUCUAUACAAUCUUGCACCAUCAUUUGGUUGCGAGCAACACUAUACGGUCGUAGGGCAAUCUAGGAAUGCUCGUUGCGCUCACUUACACCCAAAAGAACCGAACAAGGUCCACGUCCUCAACUUAUACAUAGAUAACCAGGGGAAUCUCCAAACUCGCUAUCAUGGCCCCGGGACGCGUUGGAGACUUUACAGCCAGCAGCAACAGCUGUUGCUGCACCACCACCGGCAGCCUAGCCACCCCACCCUCUUCCCCGCGAGCCCAAACAGACGGCUCCUCCCUCUACCGCAUCGACAUGCACACGCACAUCAUGCCCUCCACCCUCCCAGACCUCUCCUCCUACCCCACAAACUCCCCCAGCAGCCCCUGGCUUUCCCUACGUCCAAGCAAAACAGGCCAGCCGGAUCAAAUCGACAUGUAUGUAGGAUCCGCUUUCUUCCGCACCGUAGAGCCCAACUGCAUCGAUCCGGCCGUCCGCCUUGCAGAGAUGGAUGCUGCGGGUGUGGAUGUGCAAGUCCUCAGCACGGUGCCCAUCCUUUUUUUCUACGACGAGCCGGCGGAGCCGGUUACUGUCUUGGCGAGAUCGCUGAAUGAUCAUAUCGCCAAUGUCUGUAACCAGUAUCCUGAUAGGUUUGUCGGGCUGGCGACGGUGCCGUUGCAGGACGUUGGUGCAUCAGUGGAGGAGCUGCGGAGGGCGAAGGGGUUGGGAUUGAAAGGGGUGGAAAUCGGGACUACGAUCGGUGAUGCGAAUCUCGACGACUCUAUGCUGGAGCCGUUCUGGACGGCGUGCGAGGAGUUGGAGAUGCCGGUUUUCGUGCAUCCUCUGGGUUACUCGUUGAGCAAAGAAAACCCCAAGAGGUGGGAGAAGUACUGGGGCAGCUGGCUGGUGGGGAUGCCAUGCGAGACGGCGCUGGCUAUUCUUGCAUUGACAGCUUCGGGAAUGCUGCUUAGACACCCAAGGCUGAGAUUGUGUUUUGCGCACGCCGGGGGCGCGUUCCCGGCGUUGUUGGGGAGGAUACAGCAUGGGUAUGAGUGUAGGCCGGACUUGGUCGCCGUGAAUGCUGGGGGCGUCAGUCCGAAGGAGCAUAUGGGCCGGGGUGGGUUUUGGAUCGAUUCGUUGGUGCAUGAUCCGGAUUUGUUGGACUUUUUGUGUAGGAAGAUUGGGAAGGAUAGGGUUGUGAUGGGGAGUGAUUAUCCAUUUCCCUUGGGAGAAGUUCCGAUUGCUGGGAAGAUGCUGUGCUUUGAGGACAGGCUGUCCAAGUUCCUAACCUGGGAUGAGAGGGCGAAUAUGCUGGCUGGAAAUACUAUCGAUCUGCUCAACCUCGGGCCUGAAUUUACCAUUGCUGGGACCCAGGAGAAGAUGAAUACUGGGUCUGAGCAGACAAAGGGCUUUAGAGAUCAUGAGCAGACGGGAGACAACGCUGUCGUGUCGCAAGAGGCACCAGCGGCACAGGCGCAUGAUUGGGCCUCGAGCGUGUAUGUAUAA
Pseudomassariella vexata is the source of this 1641-nucleotide messenger RNA. Its product is annotated as 2-amino-3-carboxymuconate-6-semialdehyde decarboxylase. Gene Ontology annotation, molecular function: carboxy-lyase activity; hydrolase activity. The transcript has 4 exons. Bases 319 to 1641 code for a protein of 440 amino acids. The record is from RefSeq and is a predicted model, not a curated record. NCBI's taxonomy places the organism in Eukaryota, Fungi, Ascomycota, Sordariomycetes, Amphisphaeriales, Pseudomassariaceae. Gene Ontology annotation, cellular component: cytosol; cytoplasm. Gene Ontology annotation, biological process: secondary metabolic process.